CAACAUGCGGUUGGGUGGCAUCUCCUUUUCCAACCGUCCAGGUGGUCGUGACUCCACGUCAGGUGCACUGGCCUCUUCCAACAGCGGCAGCGUGGCGGCGGCAGGCGGCAUCGCCGGGCUGCAACGUUCCGUUAGCGGGGGACCUGGGCGGGCCGGCAGCGGUGCCCUGCGGGUUUCCAUCAUCGGCGACCCCGCCACGGCCACCUUUGGGGGUUCCGGAGGGCCCGACACGCCGACACGCGGGCGUUACGGAUCCAGCCAACCGGGGUUACCGCGAGACAGCUCCACAAGCCAGCAAGCGGACUUGGACACUGGGACAACCGGCGGCGAUCGGACUUCUGGCCCCGUGCCGACGUCGCCAUUACGACCCAGGGGUCGCUCGCGAGUGAGCACGGCGUCCGCCGUCGCCGGCGGCGGCAGCGCUUCCAAUGGCGGCACGCCGCCGGGCCCCGUCGGCGGCGGCGGCGGCGGCAACAGCGCCGCCGCCGCCGCGGCGGCUGCAUUGGCCAACUCGCCCAUUGCCGCGGUGCCGCUGCCCCCAGGCGUACCGCCCAUGCACGUCCGGGACAUGGAGCAUUACGUGGAGGCGAUCCGAAUCGUAUCCGUACGACAUUACCUGACGUGUUGGCAGUUGAUGCAGUUGCUGACGUUGCUGCCGCCGACGGCGACGGACGAGCGAGUGGAGACGGUUACGGCGUUUUGGGCGCGAGUGACGGAUCGCGACGCGCAUUGGGUCGACGUGAUGCGGUCGUUAACCAACGACCAACAGGUCCGUACCGGUCAACGGUUGGGCUACAUGAACAUCUACAACGACCGGCGGCCAGCCAUGCACUACCGGCUGAGGAUGUUCAAGGAGGACGAGCACCAGCUGGCUUGGCAGCUGUACAACAAGUCCCUGGACUCGCCCAUCGCCUGCUGGAGGAACCUGACCAUAGACGACCAGCCCAAGCGAGUGAACCAGGGAGUCAACAUGUGGACGGUGCUGCGAGGCAAUGCGGCGGACGGCACCACCCCGCAGACCACCCUGGAGUUCGACUUCGUGUGGCCGGACGAGGACGCGCAGGCGGUCCUGGCAGCCCGGUUGAUCCAGCGCGCCUGGCGGCUGUUCAAGAACCCCCGCGGCGGCGGCGACCCCGAGAUCUCCCACCGCCCCAGCAGCACGGGGCAGCCGGGGGCGGGCGGAGCGGCGCCGCGCUUCGCCGCCUUCACCAAGAAGAAGGGCUCCUCGCCGGCUAGCAAGAUGAACGACCCGCGGACAAAGAAGAAGGGGAUGUGAAGAGGUGGGGCAGGCCGCCGGCAGGGGGUGUUGAUGAGGGGGGGGGGUACUGUGCAUGGUGGUGGUGGUGUGUGGGUUGGGAUAUCGUGCCCCUGACCGGCGGGUCGGUGAGGAGCGCGGCGUGUGCGAGUAGCACAUGACAAAGAUGGGGGUCCUUAUUGUGCGAUCGUAUCGCUGGCCGCGCUGUUGUCAGCGCGCUGCAACGGCGUCAGAGCCAUCGUAGGCAGGCGUGAGAGGGGCGAGAUGCAUGCACACGGCUUGCAUGUCGGGGUUCCGGCGCCUGGUGUGCAUGGAGAGUGCGUGAUGCCUUGUUUGACCCGUGAUUGGUGCUGGUGAUCUGGGCUUGCAUGCCUUGCAAGCGAAUCACAUAGCGAUGAAUGUGUUGUGGAUGAUGUUGGAUGAAGGAAAGGUCCUUUCGUGAUAAUUUUGGUGUUUGCGCAGGUUUGCGGACCUGUAUUGGUGGAUGGAAUGGGUUGGGGUUGGGGUCGGGCGUGGGAAUGGGAAUGAAUCGUGGAUUGGCAAGAUGGUGAUGCUACCCUCUCUCACCUCCCAAGAAUGAUCUGGGUUUAGCUCCUAGUGUGCAUGGGGGCAGGUUAGAACUUAGAAGGGCUACAAAUGCACCGUGAGACUUGCCAAGGAGACCUGGAAACGGGGAUGUCAGAUGCGAGCGCAUACACGAUGAUGCGAGGAGUAUCGGAGAUCGUGGAGGUGUUUGCUGCAGACUUGGAGGCGUCGUUUGCUGCAGUGCUUUUACGGUGGCGGUCGCGGUGAAGGAGGUCAACGCUAGUCGUCAGGAGUGGCAGUCACGUGGCUUUGAGGCAAGGGAUUUCCCACGGAAGUACAUACUUGAUGACAUGUCGGCAGGUGUCGCGUUAUGCGCCACAAGAGAGGGGCUCAAGGGAGGGAGUGGAUUGGCUUGUUAAGGUGUAUGCUUACAGGCAGCCAUAGGACAAUAAAGUUUAGAUGGAGCAACCACCGUUGCAUCCAUUUUGUGAGGUUGGCACGGUAGUGCUUCUUAUUACCUUUUCACAGGAGCUUCCAGCUGACGAGGUCGCUUAGCUUGUCUAGGUGGGUAAUGGACUUAUAUGUACUAUGUAAAAGCGCAGUAUGGAAUGCUGCUUCGCGUUGACCAGAGGUUGACCACCGUGACAACAUCAUCUAUGUGGUUUAAUGAGUUGAGCUUAUGAAGGACUUCCAAAACAGAAAAUGGGGUGACUGCACCCUAAGCGACGUUACGGUGGCAGCGUCUUUUCGCCCCAAUGCGUUGAUGCCAAGCAUGGCCGAGCCUACAGCUGCCAACUCCCACGAGGCAGUGAACCUGCGGAC
Molecule: messenger RNA, 2602 nt
Organism: Astrephomene gubernaculifera
Lineage: Eukaryota; Viridiplantae; Chlorophyta; Chlorophyceae; Chlamydomonadales; Astrephomenaceae
Source: the annotation of a GenBank genome assembly